Messenger RNA from Musa acuminata AAA Group (dessert banana), 2121 nucleotides. RefSeq names its product eukaryotic translation initiation factor 4B1. The record is from RefSeq and is a predicted model, not a curated record. Bases 183 to 1841 code for a protein of 552 amino acids. NCBI's taxonomy places the organism in Eukaryota, Viridiplantae, Streptophyta, Magnoliopsida, Zingiberales, Musaceae. The transcript is spliced from 3 exons. Gene Ontology annotation, molecular function: translation initiation factor activity; mRNA binding.
CUCCGUGGCAUCUGAUGCACGCUCCCCUUGGGCCGCCGCAAGAGAAGAGAGCGGGUGGCCCCCAUUUCUCUUGCUCAUCAUCGCGUUCCCACGGCUCCUCUUGACUCUGAGGAGCCCUAGCUCGAUCUCUCCCUCCCUUUCUCCGUCUGAGCCCUAACCCUAGCCAUCCCAUCCCCGGAGGAAUGUCAAAGGCUUGGGGCGGCGUCGGCGCCGGCGCCUGGGCUCUCGACGCCGAGCGCGCCGAAGCCGAGGAGCGCGAGCGAGAGGCUGCGGAGCCGCCUCCGUUGAGCUCCCUCCUCGCCGGGGAGCCAGUCCAGAGCUUCCCGAGCCUCAAGGAGGCGACCUCAUCGAGGCAGCAGAAGAAGAAGAAGCCCGUCGCGCUCUCCCUCGCACAGUUCAACGCGGGAAACUUUGGCGGCGCCGGCGGCGGACGCCGAGACCUCUCCUUCGAGUCGAAGGGUCUCACCCCCGAUGAGAUGCUCCGCCUCCCCACCGGCCCUAGGGAGCGGUCCCAGGAGGAGAUCGAACAUGGCCGCCUUGGUGGGGGAUUUCGAUCGUAUGGCGGCGGUGGGGGUGGUCCUCGCGGAGGAUUUGCUAGCAAUAGGGCCGAAGAGGGCGAUGGUUCGUGGGGCGGUGCCGGUGGUGGAAGGAGGGGCUACGGUGGUUUCAAUGACGAGCAGCGGAGGGGUCCGCCUGCUAGAGCACUGGAUUUUGACCAGCCAUCUAGAGCCGAUGAGGUCGAUAAUUGGGGUUCCGGUAAGAAGUCAUUUGUUCCUCCGCUGAGUGAGGGUGGGCGGCGUGAUUCCUAUGGCUCGCUGGGUAGUCGCGGUCCAUCUAGGGCUGACGGCAUAGAUAACUGGUCAACUGCGAAGAAGCCACUACCAUCCAAGUACCCAAGCUUUGGAUCAGGGUUUGGGGAUUCUCGUGCUUUAUCCGAUUCUGAUCGAUGGGGAAGGAGUAGAGAAGGAUUUAUACAGAAUGAUCAAGGGAGACCAAAACUCGUUUUAGAUCCACUAAAGAAGAAUGCUGAUGUGCCCAUUGAGCCUGCAAGGACUCGGCCAAGCCCAUUUGGGACAGCACGACCAAGAGAGGAGGUCUUGGCCGAGAAAGGUUUAGACUGGAGAAGGAUGGAAUCUGAGAUUGAGAUCAGGAAGACCAGCAGGCCCACUAGCUCACAUUCUAGCAGACCUUCUAGUGCACAGUCAAGUAGGCCUGUGAGCCCAGGAGUGCAAUCAGCAGCUCCGGCAGCAGAAAUAACAGUUAAACCUGGACCGAAGGUGAACCCCUUCGGUAAUGCAAAGCCCCGGGAGAUUCUGUUGCAGGAAAAGGGAAUAGAUUGGAGGAAAAUUGACAUGGAGCUGGAGCAUCGCAGUGUGGCAAGAUCUGAGACUGAUGAAGAAAAGCUGCUAAGAGAAGAGAUUGAUUAUCUGAAGUUAUUGACUAAAGAAACUGAGGGGGAUCUAAAUGGCGAACUCACAAAAUUAUCUUCUGAAGAACUUUCUAGGCUUUGUGAGGAGAUAUCUAGGAAGGAAAAAGAUCUAGAGCUUCUGGCCCAUCAGUUAGAUGACAAGGUUCGGUUUGGUCAAAAAACCACAGCCAGCAUUAGACCAGGAUCUGGGGCUGGCAGGAGUGAUACAUCAUCCACGAGACCACCAUCUCGGUCUGGCAUGUCUGAGGGGUCUAGGAGCAUUGAGUCUGUUGAUAGACCACAAUCACGUGGUGGGACUGGAGAUGCAUGGAUAAAGCCCAUGGAUGACAGGCGAGCUUUUCAAGGUGGUAGGGAUAGGGGCUUCUUUGAUGGCAGAAAUGGGGACAGGUCAAGUUCUAGGGAGCGGUGGUAAAUGUUGGCUUGUAUUGAUUGGGUUUCUUGACAACAAAGUCUAAAUGUGACUUGUUCAUUUAUCCCUUGUCUUGUUUGUUUUUUGUUUUUUUUUAUGAGGAAAAAAUUGGUGAUAAAACAUGAAUAGUGAGUGAUGAGAACUAAUUUCAUCACAUAAUUUAUUGCCGCACUGAUGCGGUGUAAGGUUUACAUUUUUCUCAUGUUGGGGCAAUCUACCUCCUACUUUACUACUGCCCGUUGAAUCUAUCUAUGUUUCUAACAAAUUGCAGCAAUUUCUUUUA